Messenger RNA from Perca flavescens (yellow perch), 1512 nucleotides. RefSeq names its product interleukin 1, beta (gene il1b). Lineage: Eukaryota; Metazoa; Chordata; Actinopteri; Perciformes; Percidae. Gene Ontology annotation, biological process: regulation of non-canonical NF-kappaB signal transduction; macrophage chemotaxis; immune response. Gene Ontology annotation, molecular function: cytokine activity. The record is from RefSeq and is a predicted model, not a curated record. The coding region runs from base 147 to 950 and encodes 267 amino acids. The transcript has 6 exons.
ACAACAAGGAAGCUGGAGGCUAUAAAGACAGCCGCUCCGACUGAGACUCUCAGUCAUCCUGCAGGUGGGACGAGGCUAUACGCUGGCAGCUUCGGUGAAAUCAGUAAUCAUUCAUAUUUCAUCUUCAAACGGCUUACAUCGAGACAAUGUGUGACUUCGACCUGUCUCAAGCUUUGGAUGGCUCACCGGACUGUGAUGAGAAAGGAUUUGAGUCCUGCUGCUGUGACAGGACGGACAUUCAGGAAGAGUUCUUCCCGCUCGACGAGGGACUGAACAUGUUGGUUAGCCGCAAUCGAAAGACCCUGCAGUCUGUGGCUAACCUGCUGCUGGCGGUGAACAGGAUGAAGAAGUCGCUGACGCGCUGCGACAGCGAGCUCAGCGACGAGGAGCUCUGCAGCGCCAUCAUGGAGAGCCUGGUGACCGUAACAAUCGUCACGGCGACCGAGGCUUCGUCCACAGGCGUGAAGAGAAUAUUCCAGCGCCUCAACAGCGGUCCUCUUCACACACUGUGUGACCAUUCACAGAAAUACAUCGUCCAGGCGUCAGGGGGGUUAAAGCUGCAGGCCGUGACUCUGCAGGGAGGAAACGGAGACAAGAAAGUGAACUUUAAGUUGUCGCAGUACAUCACUCCCGACGUCUCGGCUGAUGAAGUCGGGGCCGUCCUCCUGUCCAUCACCAACACGCUGCACAUGUCCUGCUGCAUGAAGGACGGGAAGGCUGUGCUCAGUCUGGAGGAACGCAGCAAGGAGGAUUUAAAGAAGAUCAGCGCCGACGGAGACAUGGACCGGUUCCUCUUCUACCAGAAGACCACGGGCAGGUCUCUGACCACGUUCGAGUCCGUCCGGUGCAAAGGCUGGUUCAUCAGCACGUCCCACGAGGCCGAAUACCAGCCGGUGGAGAUGUGUGAACGGGACGACGCCCGCCGCCUCACCCACUUCAAAGUCAUCUGAAAAGUAUAUUGCUGUUAAACAGUUUGAAUGUAUCCAGAAUUAUGCAAAGAUAUGCGUGUAUUUUACAUGUAUUCUGCUUCGCCACUAGAUGGAGCAAUCAUCUGUAAUGUUCUCUGCAGCGAUAACACUGUUGAUUUCACUAAAGAUAGUUUAACAUUAUAGUAUUUUCAGAUAGUUUCACUAUUUAUCUUUAUAGUAAUUUCAGAUAUUUAAACUUAUAUUUGACUAAAUGAUUUGGACUAACUGAAUGUAUCUCCUUUUGAUAGGGAAAAUUGUAAUAGGAUAUUCCUUAAAACUACUGAUUUUAUAUUUGUUAUUAUUGUUCAUUAAGUUCAGUUUAUUUUUCUAUUUAUCUGUUUGUUAACACAAAUGUUUUUUUGUGGGUUUUGUUUUGUUGAAACCGGAAAAUUAAAGACCUGAUUCUGUAAAACAAGUUUGAAAGUGUAACGGUGUUAAAAUAAUAUGAAGCGUUGUGCGUUUUGUUGUGCAUUUUGUGUGUUUGAAUGACAUGUUGAUACUUGUUUUUGCAAAACCUACAAUAAACAUGAAGUUAUUCAGCGCC